Plectropomus leopardus (leopard coralgrouper) is the source of this 2584-nucleotide messenger RNA. Lineage: Eukaryota; Metazoa; Chordata; Actinopteri; Perciformes; Serranidae. The record is from RefSeq and is a predicted model, not a curated record.
AGUGACAAUGUUUGUCAGAGCAACUUGCAGAUGAAAUAUCGCUACGGCUACAUGACAGCUGACGGAGACACGUUCACUCCAUUAGAUCUGCAGGACAACGUGCCGGUGAUCGAGCUCAGCAACCAGAAGGACAUCGCUUUGGAGGUCAAAGUGACAAAUAUGAACGGAGAUGAUGCGCAUGAGGCCUCUUUGGUCGCCUCAUUCCCACGCUCCCUAACCUACUCCGCUUACCACGUUCCACCUGAGAAGCAGGUAACCUGUGUGGCCAAUAGAAACGGUUCCCAGGUUGAUUGUGAGCUUGGAAACCCGUUCAAACGUGACUCAGAGACAACCUUCUACAUUAUUCUGAGCACAUCAGGCAUCUCUACUGACACUAAAGAAGUGGAGAUUGAUCUUCAGCUAGAAACGACAAGCAGCCAGGGGAAAAUAGCCCCUGUUAAAGCGAAGGCAAAGGUGAACAUCGUAUUGCAGCUGUCUGUAUCAGGAGUUGCCCAGCCAUCUCAGGUCUACUUUUCAGGACAGGCCAGAGCUGAGACAGCCAUGAAGACUGAAAAUGACAUUGGCAGUGCCAUCACACACCAGUUCAGAAUAAUUAAUCUAGGAAAAGGCUUGAAAGACUAUGGCACUGCCACCCUCAACAUCAACUGGCCAAAAAAGACGGAUAAAGGAGGGUGGCUGCUCUACCUGAUGAAGAUUAGCGCCACUGGAGUGGAACAGUUGGAGUGCUCUCCUAAUGCAGAGGUCAACCCUCUACAGACGGAGACAAGUAACAAGAGGACGCGAAGAGCAGCAGGAAACACCCAGGGAACUAAUGAGGGCACGAUUUCACGACUACUUGACAAUAAGAACUUUGAAACUCUGUCUUGUGGCAAGGGGGCAAAAUGUGUGAUGAUAAGCUGCCCCCUGCGGGGCAUGGGCAGUAAUGCAAUCAUCACUGUCAAGUCUCGCCUCUGGAACAGCACCUUCUUAAAGGAUUAUUCCAAGCUCCAUCGUGUGGAGGUGAUAGUGCCGGCUUCUCUGCAUAUCGAUAGCACAACGAAGAACACAGUGGUGCAUGCCGAGACACAGGUGAGACUGACAGUGUUCCCAGAGAGGCGCGCGGACAAGUACGGAGGAGGAGUGCCAUGGUGGAUCAUCGUGCUGACCAUCCUGUUAUUGCUAAUGUUGUUGGCCCUGUUGGCUUUCCUCCUGUGGAAGUGUGGACUCUUUGGAAAGAAGAAUAAACAGCACCUUUCAGAAUAAGAGAGACUUACAACCAAUGCAUAAAAAGAGAGAGGUGUGGCUUUUUCAAACGUACCAAAUAUGAAGACAAGGUUCCUAGUUAGAACGCUGUGCGGAUCAAACGGGAGGAGAGAGCAAUCAACCCCAAAAAUGGUAACUGGGAAAACUUGGAAAAGAAGCCGUGGAUGACAACCUGGCACGACAAAGAACACUAUUCUUAACAGCCAAUAAGAUCUGACUCCACACAGAUUUCCUGUCACUUAUUGAUGAACUCCCAAUUCGACUGAUUAUUCCCUGCUUUUGUCUUUGCACAGUGUGGAUUGUAAAUACCAAGAAACAAAGAAAUCAUUGUUAAACAAAGGAGAAAUGAAAAGUAUUUAUGGGACUAAAUUCUUUAUCAAACUUUCUGCUUCAGGGUCUGAAUUGAUCUCAGAUAAAGUCUGUUUGAUUCACUGGAAGUAGAGUUGCAGUGUGGGAGACGUCCUUCACAACUACUGUCUGUCAGAGCUUGUUUUGUACAUUUACUGCAUUCACAGUGUUGACUGGGGGGGAGGGAGGGUGGGAGUGUUUUAAGAGUUUUUGCACAUUUUUUGAGGUUUGCAGAACUGUUUUGUAUUUUUGCUUUUUGAGGAAUACUUUGUUUCGUGCCCUACAGGCCAAAGAGUCAUGCAACGCAUACACAGUUGACGUUUUUUUCAAAACGUGCUAUUUCGCUUAUUUAAAAGCCCAUUUUUAUUAUUUCAAAUGUUCAUCUGCCUCAACUGUUGAUCCAUCAGUGUGUUUUGUGUUCAAGGUGCCUCAGGUUGUUCAUUAAGGAGUUGGGCUGCACCCAAUCGAUUAUUUUUUUUCUAAAGUUACCAGAAAAUGUAAGACUGCUAAAAAAAAUGUUUGGUUAUUUAUGGUGCAAUGUUAGUGGUGGCAAAAAUUAGUACUACAAACAGAAACAAAUUCCACAUUGAUAAACCUAGUUUAUCAGGCUUUGGUGGGGACAAAAAGUAAAUAACAAACCACUACAGGAUGCUUUGCUUCGUGUGUCUGUGCAUGGCAGUUGUACUACUGUGAUAAGCCAAUUUAGCUGCAGCUGUGGGCUGUAGCUCGCUCUCUGGAGGAAUCCAUGCUUUGACUAGCAUGGUCAAAGCACAACUUACUAUAUUGCUACACACCGAUGAACGUUUUGCAAAUCAACACAUUUCUGUUAUUGAUUAUGUUGAUGAAUCGACCCAGCCCUGUUGUAGAGAUAAGCACUAUUAUAAAUCUACUACCAAGUCCCUGCAGAAUUCACUUUUUAUAAUUUUAUUCACUGGCUGUAAAUUAGGAAGAGUAAGAGUGAACAGAGUUUGUUAAAUAAAGCGUUUAAAUGCCA